GUGGUAGAAAAGAAGAGGUUGUUACCAGGGAGUACACAAUCAACCUCCACAAGCGUCUCCAUGGCUGUUCUUUGGCAGAUUUAAAAGGUUCGUCAAAGAGUUUCCCAAAGCAUGAGACACGGCACCUUUCCGAACACAAGAUGUGCUAAGUUUAGUCCUGAUGGAAGGUUUGUUGCCACCGGAAGUGCAGAUACAUCAAUAAAGCUAUUUGAGGUUUCAAAGAUCAAGCAGACGUUGCUCCCAGAUGCAAAGGAUGGUCCUGUGCGGUCUGUUCUAAAAACAUAUUAUGACCAUACACAACCAAUAAAUGAUCUGGAUUUUCAUCCGCAAGGUACUAUCCUGGUUUCUGGAGCCAAAGAUCAGACAAUAAGGUUUUUUGAUGUUUCAAAAGCCAAUGCCAAGAGAUCAUACAGGCUUAUCCAGGACACACACAAUGUUCGCUCUGUAUCUUUUCACCCCUCAGGAGACUUUCUGUUGGCAGCUUCAGCAAUCAUAAGAUCCAAGGCUCCUAGGAGACCCCUAUGCCCAUUCAAGUGGCCAGGUGAAGUUAAAAGCAAGCAUGAAAAUGGUUCAUAAAGCUCUCAAUCAUCAUAUAUGCCUCUCAAGUAUCUCAAUUUGUCAAUCGGAUCAAGUUAAACCAAAGGGCUUGAGGCUUGUUUCCCAAGGAAACCCUAAUUCAUCUAUGCAUCAACUGUGCCUUGCUCAUGAAGCAACCUCAACCCAUGAUCAAAUGCAAUCAAGGGAAGUUCUUUCAUUCAUCAUUUCCUGCAUAUUUAAGCUUGUGAGUGUCCUAAAUCAUAAACUCAUCAAUAUUUGAAGUUUGGACUUGAGAAAUUGGUCAGUCAAUUCAUCUAACUAUUUUGAAAUCUACCGAGACCUAACUUUUGAUGUGUUUGUCAAAUGAAUAUGACCCCAAGAGAAAAAAAUGUUCUUAAUAACCAUAUGAACAACUUCCAUAUUCAUCAAAAAUUGAUUUGAAGCUUAGAAGGUCAGCAUUCAUUUCAAAACAUUAUAGGUGAUUUUGACUGAAACCCUAAUUUUGGGUCAACUUCCCAAGGAGAUAACUCGCUCAUUUUUCAUUAUUUUGAGGUGGGAUCAAAUGAAUUGGAAAGUUUAAGAUGUCUAAUUCAUUUGUUAUGUUGAACAAAAUUUCCUAAUCCUAAAAGAAACACAUGUGAUAAUACAAAACAUUCUAGGUCACUUUGGGCCAAAGUCAUUGAAAUGUGAAAAAGUCCAACUUCAAGUGCCCAUAACUUUCUCAUAAAAAUCGAAAUGAUGCAAAAUUUAAGUCCAACUUGAUUGUCUUAAAAAUAUCUACAACUUUUGGUGUUGAAAGUUUUGUCAUUUGAGGCUUCCAUCACUGAAAUAGAAGGGCGUGAAGUUGGUCCAUCUUGGCAAAAUUCUCAUAUGCAUGUUUUGCACCUUGAACUUCAUGAUCAAUUUUCAUAAAUUUCCCAACUCCAAAUGGAUUUUUGUUCAAUAUAACAAUUGUUCCUCAUGUCAAGACGUUUCCAACCAUUACCCACAUGACCAUGUUUCAAUUUGGCAAGGUGCAUUUUCGAAGAGGAGAAGAUUUAUGUGCAUUUAUGGAAACAAUGAUGAAAUUUCAUACACAAGCCAAUGCCAUCACAUUGGCACGUCCAAUUCAUCUUGCUUACAUCUGAACACUCCAUUUCCAUUGCAUUUGGGCCUCUCAUGCGCCUGUACAGGGCCAUGCAUGGAGGCCCUCAUUUCAUGCACACAUGAAUUUUGCAUUGUUUGCCUCAUCAUUUGCUAUAAAUAGAGAUGCCCAGCUUCAUUCAUGAUCAACCUUAAGGCGCCUAAACUGCUGCAGAAUUGAAUCCUCACCCUCACCUAAACGAAUUUUGCAUUUUCUCUUCAAUUUUCAGUUUCAAUUUUCAACUUCCUUGGUUGCUUAUUGAACUCUAAUUCCUUUGCCUAGCUCUAUUUCCAUAUCAAGAACACACUGCUAUCAAGAGUUUGGAAGGAUCGAGCCUCAUAGAGCUGCACUUAAAAGGUUGUUGUUCAAACUUUUUCAAUUCGAAACUCACUGGAUCCUCCUCAUUUCUUGUGUUUGUUGGCUCCUCUGAAGUCCUCUCAUAAGAGGCAAUUGAUUGGUGUACUUAAUUUCAUGAAUCCAUCAAGUUCAAGUUGAACACCAUAAACCUCCACCUCAGAUUUCUCUUCAUAUAGUAAUCUUAAGAGGAAGCCAAUGGCACAGGGGUGAUGUACAUCACCCCAGCUCUCCAAUGAUAUGAGGAUCGUGCAUUUUCAUUAAGUUUUCAUAACCUGCAAAUGUCACCGGAGCUGGCAUGCUCGCCGGAGAAGACGGUGGUGUACACCACCGUCCACCAUGCCAGAUUGAAUCUGGACCAUUGAUUGUUAUUUCCAGAUCUAGUCUAUGUCAUCCAAUGUUAUGACUUUUAAUAAUGCUGCAUGUUUCGCCUUUGACUCUGGAUCACCAUGCACGCGCACAUGAGGGCCUUUGGAUGUGCCACCUCAUUUAAUGAGCUUGAUCCAACGCGCCAGGCUUUUUGCAUUUUCUGAUUUAUUUAAUUUUAUUUCAAAAUUUCAUAUGUCUUUCAUUUUAAAUCCAAAAAAUAU
Messenger RNA from Lathyrus oleraceus (garden pea), 2604 nucleotides. RefSeq names its product cleavage stimulation factor subunit 50. Lineage: Eukaryota; Viridiplantae; Streptophyta; Magnoliopsida; Fabales; Fabaceae. The coding region runs from base 112 to 576 and encodes 154 amino acids. The transcript is spliced from 8 exons. The record is from RefSeq and is a predicted model, not a curated record. Gene Ontology annotation, molecular function: RNA binding; protein binding. Gene Ontology annotation, biological process: mRNA 3'-end processing. Gene Ontology annotation, cellular component: mRNA cleavage stimulating factor complex.